Molecule: messenger RNA, 861 nt
Organism: Histoplasma mississippiense
Lineage: Eukaryota; Fungi; Ascomycota; Eurotiomycetes; Onygenales; Ajellomycetaceae
Product: UDP-glucose 4-epimerase
Exons: 4
Coding region: 1-861 (286 amino acids)
Biological process (GO): beta-D-galactose catabolic process via UDP-galactose, Leloir pathway
Cellular component (GO): cytosol
Molecular function (GO): UDP-glucose 4-epimerase activity
Source: RefSeq, a predicted model, not a curated record
AUGAAUCUUCCCUGGUUAUUUGUUCCAAUUGCUUACCCGGGUGUCGUGAAACCCAGCGGAACCGGUUACAUAGGCUCCUUUACUGCCCUGGCCCUACUCGAAGCCGGAUACAAAGUCGUCAUCGCAGAUAACUUGUACAAUUCCUCCGACGAAGCCAUCAAUCGUAUCGGGUUGAUCUGCGGCAGACGCCCAGGCUUUGUCAAGAUCGAUAUCACGAAUGAGGCGGAUCUAGACCGCGCCUUUGAGCAAUACCCAGAUAUCGACAGCGUCAUCCACUUUGCGGCACUUAAAGCUGUUGGCGAAUCUGGCGAAAAGCCACUUGACUACUACUACGUCAACGUUUACGGAUCGAUAUGCCUCCUGCGCGCUAUGAAACGACACAAUGUUACUAACAUUGUCUUCUCUAGCUCCGCCACCGUAGCCACAGGAAAGAGAGAGAAGCUCCUUGUAUAUGGGGAUGACUACGCCUCCCAUGACGGCACAGCAAUCCGCGAUUACAUCCACAUCCUCGACUUGGCCGCUGGUCAUCUCCAAGCCCUCAAUUACCUGCGCGAAAACCAUCCUGGUGUGCGCGCCUGGAACCUUGGCACUGGCAAGGGAAGUACCGUUUUCCACAUGAUCAAAGCUUUCAGUGCCGCGGUGGGCCGCGAUCUCCCUUACGAAGUUGUUGGCCGUCGCGCUGGUGAUGUGCUGGACCUCACCGGUAAUCCAAGCCGCGCGAACCGCGAGCUUGGUUGGAAAGCGACUAGAACGCUAGAGGAGGCAUGUGAAGAUUUGUGGCGAUGGACGAAGAAUAAUCCGGCAGGUUAUAGGCAGCAGCCGCCGCAGGAUUUGCUGGAUAAGUUGAAGGAGGGAAAAUAA